AGUAGAUACUAAUGUUAACUAUCGUUAACUAGUAAAAAAUUUCAAUUCCUGUCGAAAGUUAAAUUUACGUCAGAAUUUUUUGCGAUCAGCGGUGUAUUUUAAUACCCAUGAUGCAAUGCAGUAAUGAGUUCGAAGACCGGCAGAUUUUGAGAGAUUGCUGGUUACGGAGCAGUGAGAACAGUUGAUCUCUUAGUCGGAAAAUGCCAUCAGGACGUCAAAGGACUUCAGCGAACGCUCCUGAUACAUCAGCUGUGACCUUGAACGAAAAAAUCCUGAAAGAAUGCCAUGAUUUGUACACAGAAAAGGAAAGAGGUCUUAUCUCUAUUGCGGGUGGCUUGGGCUUAAAUUUGCUGGCUCCAAGAAAGAAGAUCACAAUCUUGCUACUGGGAAACCAUUCUGCAGGAAAAAGCUCUUUUAUCAAUUGGUAUGUGGAAGAGCACGUGCAGAAGACUGGUGUUGCCAUAGAGACCCAAGGAUUUACCUUUGUCACAAGUGGAAAGAAACGAGAAUCACUAACAGGAAAUGCUACAUUGCAUCUAUAUCCACACUUCAAGUCACUGCAGGAUCUUGAAGGUGUUGUAGAUUACUUGACAACUGAAAUUUCUACAUCAAAACAGAAGAAAUUCAGCCUGGUGACUUUUGUUGAUACUCCUGGCCUUGUUGAUGGGGACAUGAAGUAUGCAUUUGAUGUGGAUGAGUCCAUCCUUUGGUUAGGUGAUCUGGCUGAUCUAAUUUUUGUGUUCUUUGAUCCAAUUGGGCAAGCUCUUUGCAAGAGAACUUUAAAUUUAGUUGAAAAAAUGAAUGAGAAGCAAGGGGAUCGGAUCAGAUUUUUCCUAAGCAAAGCAGACACAGCAGGACAUGAAAGUGACAGGCAGAAAGUGUUAAUGCAGAUAACACAGGAGCUUUGCAAAAGGCCAGGACUUAACAAAGCAGGAUUUGAGAUGCCAACUAUUUACAUUCCCUCACUAUUAGACAAGCCUGCAAGAUGUGCCAAUCAAAUUGAAGAAGUCUGUAAGGAAAUUGAAAAGACAAUCAACCAAACAAUACAAAACACCCUUAACACACUGGAAAAAGACUGCGAGAGAAUUGCUGAAUUGGUGGAUGAAAAACUGAGAGUUGAUGUGGAGGCUUGUUCACAUAAUAUCAGGGCAAGAUUGAAGGGUAUAUUUUUUGGUUUGUUGGGCGUUCUUCUUCCUUUUGUUUUGUUGGUGAACUUCCUGGCAAGUAGCAGUGCAAGAGAAACUCUGUAUGGACUGGUUGCAAAAGAAAGGGCAGAAAAACUCUUUCUUUACACUGCUCCUGUAGAGAAAAUGUGGCGGUCGAUCCCUCCUCAACACCAUAACCACACCCUCAUAGGAAUGCUUUUGUUCUCAGUUUUGUUGCUGAUCGUCGCAAAGCUUCUAUCCAGACUUAAACCAACGUUAUCGCGGAAACAGAAAAGGACGUUUUUGGAGCAAAGGUCAUACGUUCAAGUUUAUGUUAAAGGUCACAAGGAUCGGCUCUAUGGGGAAUACCUCCAGCAAAGUGUUGGUUCUCAUGAUUUUGAAUCUGUCAAGUUCUAAACUACUUCUCACAAAUCAUCAGAUGUGCAGACCUGACUAAUUUAAAUAUUAUGGAGUACACGUUAAUAAACUUUUCAAUAAACAAAAAAAAAAACAAAAAAGAACAAGAAA
Messenger RNA from Stylophora pistillata, 1673 nucleotides. RefSeq lists its product as uncharacterized. NCBI's taxonomy places the organism in Eukaryota, Metazoa, Cnidaria, Anthozoa, Scleractinia, Pocilloporidae. The record is from RefSeq and is a predicted model, not a curated record. Gene Ontology annotation, molecular function: GTPase activity.